AUUGUUUUGCUGUAUAACCCACAUGUUAAAGUGCGCGGCUUGGCUAUUUAACACGCGCGGGCGCGGUACGUAGAGCGAGGACUUCAACACACUAAACGUUGGCCUGCUGCUCUCUCCUCUCGGUCAUGGCAUCGAAACGAGCCAACGCCGGCGACGAGCAGCAGAAGCUGUCACCUUCUGGCCUCCCGGUCCACAAGAUCCCGGGAAGCUACGGCGUGCCCUUCUUCACGCCGUUGCGCGACCGCCUGGACUACUUCUACUUCCAGGGCGCGGAGGAGUACUUCCGCUUUCGCGUCGCCAAACACGGCGGCGCCACCGUCCUGCGCGUCAACAUGCCGCCAGGCCCGUUCCUCUCCGGUGACUCCCGCGUCGUCGCCGUUCUCGACGCGCGCAGCUUCCGCGUCCUACUCGACGACUCCCGUGUCGACAAGGACGGCACGCUCGACGGCACCUACAUGCCCUCGCUCGCGCUCUUCGGUGGGCACCGGCCGCUCGCGUUCCUCGACGGCGCCGACCCGCGCCACGCUGCGCUCAAGCGCGUCAUGAUCCGCCUCGCGGCCGCGGGGAUGCAGCACGUCGCGCCGGCGUUUGGCGCCGCCUUCACCGCCACGUUCGACGCCGUCGAAGCCGGCAUGGCGGGCGGAGCCUCCGCCGUGGAGUUCAACAAGCACAACAUGCGCCACAUGCUGGACUUCACCUGCGCCUCGCUGUUCGGCGGGAAGCUGCCGAGCAAGGCCAUCGGCGACGGCGCCGCGGCGAAGGCGUUCAAGUGGCUCGUGUUCCAGCUCCACCCGCUCGCGAGCAAGGCCAUCAGGCCCUGGCCACUGGAGGAUCUGCUCCUCCACACGUUCCGCCUCCCGCCGUUCCUGGUGCGCCGCGACUACGCCGAGUUGACGGCCUACUUCGCCGACGUCGCGGCGGGCGUCCUCGACGACGCCGAGAAGGCCGAGCCGGGCGCCGUCCCCCGCGACGAGCUCCUCCACAACCUCAUCUUCCUCGCCAUCUUCAACGCCUACGGCGGCUACAAGAUCUUCCUGCCGCACGUCGUGAAGUGGCUUGCGCGCAGCGGGCCGGAGCUGCACGCCAGGCUCGCCGACGAGGUGCGCGCCGUCGUCCCACCGGGCAGUGCCAGUGCCGGCGACGCGAUCACCCUGUCCGACGUGGAGAAGAUGCCGCUGGUGAAGUCGUUCGUGUGGGAGACGCUGCGCAUGAACCCGCCGGUGGAGUUCCAGUACGGCCGCGCGCGGCAGGACAUGGUGGUCGAGAGCCACGACGCGGCGUACGAGGUGAAGAAGGGCGAGAUGCUGUUCGGGUACCAGCCACUGGCGACGCGCGACGAGCGCGUGUUCCGGCGCGGCCGGGAGUUCGUCCCCGACCGGUUCGCCGUCUGCUCCGACGACGAGCGGCGGAGGCUGCUGGACCACGUGGUGUGGUCGAACGGGCCGGAGACCGGCGCGGCCGCGGAGCGGAACAAGCAGUGCCCGGGGAAAAACGCGGUGGUGGCGGUGGGGCGGCUGAUGGUGGCGGAGCUGUUCCGUCGGUACGACACGUUCGUCGCUAGCGUCCAUGAGACCCCGGUGGAACCGGUGGUCACGUUCACUUCGCUCACGAGGGCUUCCUCCGCCGCGGGCCAUGGCAGCAGCGUCAAGCCCUGAUCAUGUACAGUGCUGUACGUACCUUGUCUUCUGCGAGAUACGUACAGCACGUAGUACAGGAACCAUCAUUUGCUUGCAUUGCCUUCAAGAAUGCCGACUUUGCUUUGUUAUGGUUUCCAGUGGCAUUAGAUCAAUGGUGGACCACGAUCAAGAUGUUGUUAAGCAAACUUUGCCUUGGGUGGGCUUGGCUAUCAUCACUCAUCAGCUUCAUUCGCUUUUGAUUUGUACUGUGUGGGAUAUGAGUGGUUUGCUGUAGUAAAUCUUACUAGGUGCUGGCAGCUUGUCCCCACUCCUCAAUAAGAGCCCUUCUAAAUUAUCUAUUGUAAGGUCGUUACAAAUUGAAAACAUUUGCUACUGUGUGUAACUGGGUUGUAAGGUUACAAAUUCAAAACAUUUACUGCAGUAAGGGCAGAUGGAGGAAAACAGUAGACUUCGCUCCAUUUGAUUUCCAUUCUUCAA
This is a messenger RNA of Zea mays, 2114 nucleotides long. Its product is annotated as allene oxide synthase 3. Lineage: Eukaryota; Viridiplantae; Streptophyta; Magnoliopsida; Poales; Poaceae. The transcript has a single exon. Gene Ontology annotation, biological process: sterol metabolic process. The record is from RefSeq and is a predicted model, not a curated record. Gene Ontology annotation, molecular function: oxidoreductase activity, acting on paired donors, with incorporation or reduction of molecular oxygen; monooxygenase activity; iron ion binding. The coding region runs from base 126 to 1655 and encodes 509 amino acids.